AUGGAGGAGGCGGAUGCGAAGGACGCUGCCAAGCAGGAUGCAUUAAAUAAUAAUAAUAACAACAACAACAAUAGCAACAACAAGAACCACAACAACAAGAGCAACAACAAUAGCAGCAGCAACAACAGCAGCAACAGCAGCAGCAACGGCAAGAACUCGCCCGAAUCACCGGACGGCCAACCAAGACGUUCGCAAAAGCGUCGCUCGCUGCUCAACUUCAAGUCCUUGGACCUGCACAUCAAGUCCCUCUACACUGGUAUACGUGCCUCUCAGAAGACAGCCUCCCAAUCGCGCUCCUCAUCAUUGGGCGGCGGCAACAAUGCAACGCGAGCAGCAACAGCCGCGGCCUCAGCACCACCUGCCGGCCGCACACCCCCCUCCCUCACGGUCGAGACUGUCAAUGGCGAUGGCGAUGGGACUGGGGCUGCAGAUGGGGAUGGGGAGGAGACCUCCAAUCUACUGCUGGACUAUCCGCAAUCGCCGUACUCGUCGCGUCGCAACUCAUCGCACGACGACCAUCGCUCCAGCUCCCAGUUGCUGCACAUGAGUCGUUACGAAUACAGCACCCGCUCUCAAGCGAGCUCGCCGGCGCCCUACGCCCCGCCUUCGCCCUACUUUCUAUCGCCCUAUGUGGCAGCGGGCACCUCGACUGGACUGCUGACGCCAUCGUCGGCGGAGACUGCCAACAUUCGUCGCUCCUCUACCUCAGACAUUGCUUCGUGCCGCAGAGGAGGGGUAAGUGCUGCUGGUGGUGGUGGCGGUGGCGGUGGUGGUGGUGCGGGGGGGUCGGGCGGUUCGGGCACUUCCAGCGACAGCCGGCGACCCAGCACUUCGGAUCUGCUGCGUCGGGCGCGUGAGCGUCGUGGAAGCGAGGCACGCAUGGGCCGCAGCGUCUCGCAUAGCGGACUGACGAGGGGCGGCUUUAGAGGUGGUGGUGGUGGUGGGGGCGGACCUGGUGGUGGUAGUGGCAUGGGCGGACGGCGUACAAGUAUGGCCUUCUAGAUACCCUCAACAAUUUUCAAUCCCCUACCAAUCCCAACCGUACAAGCUACACUAAACUAGACUGCAGACUAAAAGAUUCUUGAUCAAGAAAGAGAAAAAAACUGAGGGUUUCUAGCGGAUCGAGUUCAAAACAUCUUGUGGCUUUGGGAUGAAUCGUACGUCUAUCAAAUGAGAUGCUAUGUUUCAAGGAGCCUUUAGUUGAUAGCUCCCCAUGUGCCAUUGUCAAUUGCAAAAUACUAGACUUGUGGCCUUGGGUUGGGCUCCAAUUGUUCAAUUGUUCAGCCCUCACCUUUUAUCGGAACUUUGAAAAGCCUUUAUAUACGACCUAAAUAAGAUGCUGCAGAAAGUUAUCGAUGUCCCCUCUAAGAUCGCUGCAAUAUGUUUGAACAAUCCUGAAUGCUAUAUGCUGCCUGCUACUUCGUUCUCUGCACAUCUCUAUCUCUCUUUCUCGACAAGACAUGUUUGAACUCACUUGAGAAAAUAAAUUGUUUUUUAAAUAAUAGCAACGCUCAGACUUAAUAUGCCCUUAAAAAAAAUAGGAGGAAAGAAAAAAUGCCUCAAAAGAAAAAAGAAAAAAAUAGUACAACAAACACUUAGGCUCUCACUAUCGUCUCCCAGCCUCUCUGGUGCUUGCGCUUUCAAUUUUAAAACGGCCCUGACUUUGAUGACAAUAUUAGAUCCUAACUAUUGUAGAACGACAGUCAAGUUGCGCUCCUCUUAUCACUCACUACUAACUACUUCGUUCCCAGUCCUUUCUCUCCGACCACCCGCUCUCUCUCUCUCUCUGUCUCUCUCUCUACACAGCCACAUACAUAAAGGUUAUGUGAACGCUCAUAUCAAGUUAGAAAUGGAAACGGAAAUGAAAGAUAUAAAUACAUACAUAAAGAGAAACCCUAAGCGUAAAUUGAAUUAAGCAAUUAAUGAACUUAAAAAAGAUGUUUAACAAAAUUUACAAGUAUAUUCGAGUAUAUAUACAUACAUAUAUACAUACAUAUAUGUAUAUAUGUACAUACUAUGUGUGUAUGUGAAGAAAUGAAAUAAACUUAACUAAGCAUAUA
This is a messenger RNA of Scaptodrosophila lebanonensis, 2060 nucleotides long. Its product is annotated as putative lysozyme-like protein. Lineage: Eukaryota; Metazoa; Arthropoda; Insecta; Diptera; Drosophilidae. The coding region runs from base 1 to 1002 and encodes 333 amino acids. The transcript has 2 exons. The record is from RefSeq and is a predicted model, not a curated record.